AAGGUGACGCGGCCGUUAGCUUCCUGCAACGCCUGGCUCAACGCGCUGCUCUACUUCCUGACGGGGGAUAACAGCGCCCCCUGCUGCUGGCCGGCAGAGCGAGCGGGGCGAGCGGAGCGCCGGGAUCAUCGGGGCGGCGCCACCUGGUGGCCGCUGAAGAUCCUGAAGAAAGAGGGCGGAGGCGGGGGGGAGGAGGACGUGGAGGCGGGGGAGAAAGUGGAGCGAGUCGUCGUGGAGAACGAGUCCAAGUCCUCCAGAGUCAUCUUCUAGAGACUUGAACCUGUUCGUGAUGUCACGGGAAAGACGGGAAUUUUCUGUUUUGUGCUUGUGCUCCGAAAAAUGUACACAUUUGAACGAAUUCCCUCCUAUCACUAAAUGACUGCAUAACACAAGGUGGUUGGAAAGGAGAGAGAGACUUAGAGCAGAGUGGAUAAGGAAUGUGAGUCGGAAAGAAUAUACAUGUAUAUUCAAAUCAAUGAAACGACAAUAUCAUUUAAAACCACAAGAUACUGAGUUUAUGGAUUAUAUAUGAGAACUGAGAAAACUAAUGAUUAUACUUAUCAAACAUGUUCUAGCACUGCUUUUAGUUGUUUUGUAUGCAGUGUUUUUUUACGUUUUAUUUAGUAAUUUGUACCUUUUGAAUUAGUCAAGAAUGACACCUCCUUGAUGCAAGGAUACAAGGAGGUGGGAAAGGAAAGAGAGACUUUGGAACAUGGAGAAUGUUGGGAUUUUCUUUUUUUAUGCUUGUGCUCCGAAAAAGUCAGAAUUGUAAUGUUUAAAUCUACGAACUCCUUCUUAACACUAAUUGGCAGAAUUAUCAUUUUAAUAAGUGUUUUAUUUAGUAAUUUGUACCUUUUUGAAUCAGUCAAGAAAUGCCCUCAACGAUGGUCCCACAGGUGGUGGGAAAGAAAGAGAGACUUUGGACCAGAGUGGAUAAGAAAUGUGUAGAAUAUAAAUGUAUAUUUAAAAUGAAUAAAAUCCCCCAAGAGAAAUUUGACAAUAUAAUAUAAAACCACAAGAUACUGAGUUUAUUGAUUAUUUAUAAAACUGAAAUGUAAGAUUUAUACUUCUAUAUCUAGCGCUGCUUUUAUUGUUUACUCCCAGAAGAAAUCUAUAUUUUUGAGAGCACAAAUCAUCAGUUUUUAAAAAAUGUUCAAUUAAGCAAUCAAAGUAAAUGAAACUGUUCGAAGGUUAAAGCCGUCUGACUUUAGACUUUUUAAUCAUUUCUAAGACAUUUUCUGAAUUUGUCAGAUUUAUUUGAGACUUAUGAGGACUUUUAAAUACUUAAGACUUUCAAGGUUCUAGGUUCUUUAUUUUUGUCAUACGAACAUAUCUACAGAGUAGUUAUGUUGAUGAACAUCUUAGGUCACUGGCUUCUCCAACAGUGCAACACAAUAACACAGAAAAACAGAAACAUCUAGUGCAAGAACAUUUAAAAAAAGUAAAUACAAAAAGAAAAAUAGUUUAAAAAAAGUCAAAUAGUGAAAUAAGAGACUAUAUGCAAGCUAAUGGAAUGAUAUAUUAGAUACAUAAUUACUAAGUAGCAGAUGAAUGUUAUGGAUGUUGUUUCAAAGUUCAGGUGUUUAACAGUCUUAUGGCCGGUGGGAUGAAGCUGUCUCUGAGUCUGGUGGUUUUAGUCCGGAUGCUGCGGUACCGCCUGCCAGACGGCAGCAGACUGAACAGUUUGUGGCUGGGGUGAUGGGGGUCUUUGAUCAUCCUGAGGGCCUUCUUCCUAGCCGCUGGGAGUAGAGGUCCUCCAUGGAGGGCAGCUCCGUCCUGGUGAUGUGCUGUGCAGCUUUCACCACCCUCUGUAAAGCCUUACGAUUGAGGGCGGUGCAGCUGCCGUACCAGGCCGUGAUGCAGCCAGUCAGGAUG
Gymnodraco acuticeps is the source of this 1875-nucleotide messenger RNA. Its product is annotated as P2Y purinoceptor 3-like. Gene Ontology annotation, biological process: G protein-coupled receptor signaling pathway. The record is from RefSeq and is a predicted model, not a curated record. NCBI's taxonomy places the organism in Eukaryota, Metazoa, Chordata, Actinopteri, Perciformes, Bathydraconidae. Gene Ontology annotation, molecular function: oxysterol binding; G protein-coupled receptor activity. Gene Ontology annotation, cellular component: membrane.